Echinops telfairi (small Madagascar hedgehog) is the source of this 1644-nucleotide messenger RNA. Its product is annotated as glutamate dehydrogenase 1, mitochondrial-like. NCBI's taxonomy places the organism in Eukaryota, Metazoa, Chordata, Mammalia, Afrosoricida, Tenrecidae. The transcript has a single exon. The record is from RefSeq and is a predicted model, not a curated record. Gene Ontology annotation, molecular function: L-glutamate dehydrogenase (NAD+) activity. Gene Ontology annotation, cellular component: mitochondrion. Gene Ontology annotation, biological process: L-glutamate catabolic process. The coding region runs from base 1 to 1644 and encodes 547 amino acids.
AUGCUGCGCUGCUGGGGCUCCUUUCAGCUGCUGUCCCGGACGGGACGCGCCGCCCUGGCCGAGCGGGCCAGAGCUGGCCCCGUGGUCCCGCCGGGGACGCCCAGACCAGCGUCUCUGCGACGCCACAGCCGGGCGGCGGCGAGUGGUGAGGAUAACCCUGCCUUUUCCAAGAUGGUGGAUGACUUCCUGGACCGCGGUAUCAGCAUCAUGGAGGACAAACUAGUGGCGUUAAUCAAGACCCGGGGCAGCGACGAGCAAAAGCGGAAACAGGUGCGCGGCAUCUUAGGCGUCCUCAAGCCAUGCAACCACGUGCUCAGUGUCACCUUCCCCGUCCAGCUCGAUAGCGGCUCGUGGGAAGUCAUUCACGGCUACCGAGCCCAGCAUAGCCAGCACUGCAUGCCCUGCAAGGGUGGUAUCCGUUUCAAUGCAAACGUGACUGUGGACGAAGUACAAGCUCUGGCCACUCUGAUGACUUACAAGUGUGCUGUGGUUGAUGUGCCUUUUGGGGGUGCUAAAGCUGGUAUUAAGAUCAACCCCAAGAACUAUACCGAUAAUGAAUUGGAAAAGAUCACUAGGAGGUUCACCAUUGAACUAGCAAAGAAGGGCUUUAUUGGCCCUGGCAUUGAUGUGCCUGCCCCCGACAUGGGCACUGGAGAGCGUGAGAUGGCCUGGAUUGCUGACACCUAUGCCAGUAUCAUGGGGUACUGUGAUAUUAAUGCACAUGCUUGUGUUACAGGUAAGCCCAUCAGUCAGGGUGGUAUCCAUGGACGUAUCACUGCCACUGGCCGUGGUGUUUUCCUGGGUAUUCAAAACUUUGUCAAUGAUGCACCUUUCAUGGAUGUUUUAGGGUUGACACCAGGGCUUCAAGAUAAAACAUUUGUUGUUCAGGGAUUUGGUAAUGUGGGCCGUCACACCAUGAGAUAUUUACAUAAUUCCGGGGCUAAAUGUGUUGGUGUUAGCGACUCUCGUGGGGGCAUAUGGAAUUCAGAGGGUAUUGAUCCGAAGGAACUGGCGGACUUCAGAGUGCAACACGGAUCCAUCAUGGGUUUCCCCAAGGCAAAGCCCAUUGAAGGCAGCAUCUUGGAGGCUGACUGUGACAUUCUGAUUCCUGCUGCUAGUGAGAAGCAGUUGACCAAAUUUAAUGCACACAAAGUCAAAGCCAAGAUCAUUGCAGAAGCAGCCAAUGGACCAAUAACCCCAGAAGCCGAUAAGAUUUUCCUGGGGAAGAACAUUCUGGUAAUUCCUGAUCUCUACUUGAAUGCGGGAGGAGUGACAGUAUCAUACUUUGAGUGGUUGAAGAAUAUCAACCAUGUCAGCUAUGGCCGUUUGACCUUCAAAUAUGAAAGGGAAUCUAACUACCAAUUGCUCAGGUCUGUUCAGGAGAGUUUAGAAAGAACAUUUGGAAAGCGAGGGGGUGUUAUUCCUGUUGUACCUACAGCAAGGUUCCAAGAUAGAGUAUCAGGUGCAUCUGAGAAAGACAUCAUAUACUCUGGCUUAGCUUACACCAUGGAGUAUUCUGCUAGACAAAUCAUAGACAUGGCCAGGAAGUAUAACUUGGGAAUGGAUAUAAGAAUGGCGGCUUAUGCGACUGCUAUUGAGAAAGUCUUCAAAGUGUACAGUGAAGCUGGUUUGAUCUUCAAAUAG